Molecule: messenger RNA, 2655 nt
Organism: Dipodomys ordii (Ord's kangaroo rat)
Lineage: Eukaryota; Metazoa; Chordata; Mammalia; Rodentia; Heteromyidae
Gene: Unc5a
Product: unc-5 netrin receptor A
Exons: 16
Coding region: 1-2655 (884 amino acids)
Biological process (GO): anterior/posterior axon guidance; netrin-activated signaling pathway
Cellular component (GO): membrane
Molecular function (GO): netrin receptor activity; protein binding
Source: RefSeq, a predicted model, not a curated record
AUGCGGCUGGCCAGGGUUCAGCGGGGCGGCGGACGUGCCCAGCAAAGUGCCACAGUGGCCAAUCCAGUUCCUGGCGCCGGCCCGGAUCUGCUUCCUCACUUCUUGGUGGAGCCCGAGGACGUGUACAUUGUCAAGAACAAGCCGGUGCUGCUGGUGUGCAAGGCCCUGCCCGCCACGCAGAUCUUCUUCAAGUGUAACGGGGAGUGGGUGCGGCAGGUGGAUCACGUGAUCGAGCGCAGCACGGACGGAGGCAGCGGACUGCCGGCCAUGGAGGUUCGCAUCAACGUGUCCAGGCAGCAGGUGGAGAAGGUGUUCGGGCUGGAGGAAUACUGGUGCCAGUGCGUGGCAUGGAGCUCAUCUGGCACCACCAAGAGCCAGAAGGCCUACAUCCGCAUCGCCUAUUUACGCAAGAACUUCGAGCAAGAGCCACUCGCCAAGGAGGUGUCUCUGGAGCAGGGCAUCGUGCUGCCCUGCCGUCCACCCGAGGGGAUCCCCCCCGCUGAGGUGGAAUGGCUGCGGAACGAGGACCCGGUGGACCCGUCGCUGGACCCCAACGUGUACAUCACCCGGGAGCACAGCCUGGUGGUGCGCCAGGCCCGCCUGGCCGACACGGCCAACUACACCUGCGUCGCCAAGAACAUCGUAGCCCGUCGCCGGAGCGCCUCGGCCGCCGUCAUCGUCUACGUGAACGGUGGGUGGUCGACGUGGACCGAGUGGUCCGUCUGCAGUAUCAGCUGUGGGCGCGGCUGGCAGAAACGGAGCCGAAGCUGCACCAACCCGGCGCCUCUCAACGGGGGUGCCUUCUGUGAGGGGCAGAAUGUCCAGAAAACAGCCUGCGCCACCCUGUGCCCAGUGGACGGCAACUGGAGCCCGUGGAGUAAGUGGUCAGCCUGCGGGCUGGACUGCACGCACUGGCGGAGACGCGAAUGCUCGGACCCCGCGCCCCGCAAUGGGGGUGAGGACUGCCAGGGGGUGGAUCUGGACACCCGCAACUGUACCAGCGACCUCUGCGUGCACACUGCUUCCGGCCCUGAGGACGUGGCCCUCUACGUGGGCCUCAUUGCCGUGGCUGUGUGCCUUGUCUUGCUCCUGCUGGUCCUCAUCCUCGUGUAUUGCCGGAAGAAGGAAGGACUGGACUCAGACGUGGCCGACUCUUCUAUUCUUACCUCAGGCUUCCAACCCGUCAGCAUCAAACCCAGCAAAACCGAUAACCCCCACCUGCUCACCAUCCAACCAGACCUGAGCACCACCACCUACCAGAGCAGCCUGUGUCCCCGGCAGGACGGGACCAGCCCCAAGUUCCAGCUCACCAACGGACACCUGCUCAGCCCACUGGGCAGCGGCCGCCACACGCUGCACCACAGCUCGCCCACCUCGGAGGCCGAAGAGUUCGUGUCCCGCCUGUCCACCCAAAACUACUUCCGCUCCCUCCCCCGGGGGACCAGCAACAUGGCCUAUGGGACCUUCAACUUCCUGGGAGGCCGGUUGAUGCUCCCCAACACAGGGAUCAGCCUCCUCAUCCCCCCGGACGCCAUCCCCCGAGGCAAGAUCUACGAGAUCUACCUGACGCUGCACAAGCCCGAGGAUGUGAGGUUGCCCCUAGCCGGCUGUCAGACCCUGCUGAGUCCCAUUGUUAGCUGUGGCCCCCCGGGCGUGCUGCUGACCCGGCCGGUCAUCCUCGCCAUGGACCACUGUGGAGAGCCCAGCCUGGACAGCUGGAGCCUGCGCCUCAAGAAGCAAUCGUGCGAGGGCACAUGGGAGGAUGUACUGCAUCUGGGCGAGGAGUCGCCUUCACACCUCUACUACUGCCAGCUGGAGGCGGGUGCCUGCUACGUCUUUACGGAGCAGCUGGGCCGCUUCGCCCUGGUCGGGGAGGCCCUGAGCGUGACCGCUGCCAAGCGCCUCAAGCUGCUCCUCUUCGCCCCGCUGGCCUGCACCUCCCUGGAGUACAACAUCCGGGUCUACUGCCUGCAGGACACCCAUGAUGCGCUCAAGGAGGUGGUACAGCUGGAAAAGCAGCUGGGCGGCCAGUUAAUCCAGGAGCCACGCGUCCUGCAUUUCAAGGACAGUUACCACAACCUGCGCCUAUCCAUCCACGACGUGGCCAGCUCGCUGUGGAAGAGCAAGCUCCUGGUCAGCUACCAGGAGAUCCCUUUCUACCACAUCUGGAAUGGCACACAGCAGUACCUGCACUGCACCUUCACCUUGGAGCGCGUCCACCCCAGCACCAGCGACCUGGCCUGCAAGGUGUGGGUGUGGCAGGUGGAGGGUGAAGGCCAGAGCUUCAACAUCAACUUCAACAUCACCAAGGACACGAGGUUUUCUGAACUGCUGGCCCUGGAGAGCGAAGGGGGGGUCCCAGCCCUGGUGGGGCCCAGUGCCUUCAAGAUCCCCUUCCUCAUUCGACAGAAGAUCAUUAGCAGCUUAGACCCGCCCUGCAGUCGGGGCGCCGAUUGGCAGACUCUAGCCCAGAAACUCCACCUGGACAGCCAUCUCAGCUUCUUUGCCUCCAAGCCCAGCCCCACAGCCAUGAUCCUCAAUUUGUGGGAGGCCCGGCACUUCCCCAACGGUAACCUCAGCCAGCUCGCCGCGGCCGUGGCCGGCCUAGGCCAGCCAGACGCGGGCCUCUUCACCGUCUCCGAGGCCGAGUGCUGA